UGUAAAGUUAAACCAAUGAGAAGGGGACACGUCAUGCGUGGGUGUGUCUAACGGAAGGACACAAAAAUAUAUAAAUAGGAGCCCAACCCCUGUCCUUUCAAAUACGAGGUACGACGUGGGAGAUAUAUUUGGUUAAAGGAAGUUUGUAGAGAUUGAGGAACAAUGGCUCGUACCAAGCAGACUGCGCGUAAAUCCACUGGAGGAAAGGCGCCAAGGAAACAACUGGCGACAAAAGCCGCAAGGAAGAGCGCGCCCUCUACUGGUGGCGUCAAGAAGCCUCACAGAUACAGGCCUGGAACUGUUGCUCUGAGAGAAAUCCGUCGUUAUCAGAAGUCAACAGAGUUGCUCAUCCGCAAGUUGCCCUUUCAGCGUCUGGUCAGGGAGAUUGCACAAGAUUUCAAAACUGACCUGAGGUUCCAGAGUGCAGCCAUCGGUGCUCUUCAGGAAGCAAGUGAGGCCUACCUUGUUGGUCUGUUUGAGGACACGAACUUGUGUGCCAUCCAUGCUAAGAGGGUCACAAUCAUGCCCAAGGACAUCCAGCUUGCAAGGCGAAUCCGAGGAGAGAGGGCAUAAUUUUUUUUUUUUUUUUUUUUUAUUUUUUUUAUUUUCUGUUUUAAUGAGACACUCAAAAUCAAUGGAUUUGUACAUUGGAGUCAUUUUGUAAAACAUUCCUUACAGACUCAGGUUUUUAAAGUGAGUGUAUCUAGAAUAUAUGUUGUAGAGUGGCUUUAGUUGCAUGCUUAAAGUAUUUAUCACUUCUCUUUUACAUAAUUUGGUUGUAAAUAAAAAAAAAAAAAAUUACACUACCUCAGUUGUGUGCUGGUAAUUCAGUCUGUUAAUUGUAAAUGCUUUGCCUCCGGAUUUUAAUUUUAUAAAUUGUUAGAAGUACAAUAACAUGAGAAAUUGUACUGGUGAAAACACAAAUGAAGUCCAUUUAUAUAACCAAAGGGUAUCUAGAUGCUGCUUUUACCAAUUCCUUUUUUUUUUUUUUUUUAAGUGGGCUGACUUUAAUUUUAACACUUUAAAGUGUCCCAAGUAAUUGUUGCUUGUGAGAACAAGUACCGUAAGGGAUAGUUCACCCACAAAUGAAAAUUCUCAUGAUUGACUCCAUACCAUCCCAUAUGUGAUUUCAAAUACAGAACACUUAUUUAAGAUGUAAAUUUAAACUCUGUAGGUCCAUACAAUGCAAGUGAGUGGGUGCCAAAAAUUGAUGCUCCAAAAAGCAAAGGCAUAAAAGUAAUCUGUAUGACUGGUGAAAUUCAUGCAUUCAAACACGAUUUGAUAAGUGUUGGAGAGAAACCAAUCAAUACAAGUAAUUAUUUAUCAAAUUCUCCCUGCGAUAUGCAAGAAGGAUGUGAAUCACCAAAAACUGAAGGAGAAAGUGGAAAUAGUCUCGAGUAGGGAGGAGAAUUUCUAGUUAAAAUUAAAGGGGGGGGGGCUUCAAUAUUGGUCUGUUUCUCACCCAUACCUAUAAAAUCGCUUUGAUCAUAUUGAUUUAACCACAAGUUGUCUGGAAUAAUUUUAUGUUGCUCGUAUGUGAAUUUUGGCACCCAUUCAUUUACAUUGUAUGGACCUACAGAGCAGAGAAAUACUGUGUUCAGCAGAAGCAAAGUCAUACACAUCUGGAAUGGCAUGAUGGUGAGUAUGAUUAGAAUUUUCAUAGAUUGAAAUAUCACUUAAGGCACUAAUACUAUGAGCAGUUAUAAACCUGCCUUGUGAACCACCAGGGGGCGCAAUUGUGUCGUUUUGGCUCAAAGUCUUCAAGAAAAUUGUGUCCAAAUUGAUUGUAGUUUCAUGGAUUUUGGAACAUCACAAGUUUAAUACACUAAGAAUAUUUUGAUAAAAUUCUAAGUUCUCAGUAUUUUCUUUAGUACGCUUAAGUUCAUUUCGUUCAGUUUACUGUGAAUGCCUCUCCUAAUAUUAGCUGACUGUACAUAAUUAAAUAUGCAGAUUUCGUCAA
Molecule: messenger RNA, 1960 nt
Organism: Myxocyprinus asiaticus (Chinese sucker)
Lineage: Eukaryota; Metazoa; Chordata; Actinopteri; Cypriniformes; Catostomidae
Gene: h3-3a
Product: H3 histone, family 3A
Exons: 4
Coding region: 163-573 (136 amino acids)
Cellular component (GO): nucleosome
Molecular function (GO): structural constituent of chromatin; DNA binding; protein heterodimerization activity
Source: RefSeq, a predicted model, not a curated record